UGAGCCCCCUCGCCGGCGCCCGCAGCCGCGGGGCCCUUCGCCCAGACUCGCACCAAACUUUUCCGCCCUGGGCUCGAGAUCCUGGACUCUGGGGCCUCCCCGCCCUCCCCUUUCCCGGGUUCCACCUCGAGCCUCUGGACUAGGAGAGCAGCCCCCCUCCGCCUGUCCCUCCCUCUCUCCAGCCUUUUUGGGGAGGGGCUGUCCACGCUCCGGAAAGUUCCCGAGGGUCGCCCGCGCCGCGCUCGUCUCUCUAUUUCGCCUUCACCUGGAUAUAAUUUCUGAGCGAAGCUGCCCCCAGGAUGACCACGCUGGCCGGCGCUGUGCCCAGGAUGAUGCGGCCGGGCCCGGGGCAGAACUACCCGCGCAGCGGGUUCCCACUGGAAGUGUCCACCCCCCUCGGCCAGGGCCGCGUCAACCAGCUCGGCGGCGUUUUUAUCAACGGCAGGCCGCUGCCCAACCACAUCCGCCACAAGAUCGUGGAGAUGGCCCACCACGGCAUUCGGCCCUGCGUCAUCUCGCGCCAGCUGCGUGUGUCCCACGGCUGCGUUUCCAAGAUCCUGUGCAGGUACCAGGAGACGGGCUCCAUCCGUCCCGGUGCCAUUGGUGGCAGCAAGCCCAAGCAGGUGACAACGCCUGACGUGGAGAAGAAAAUUGAGGAAUACAAAAGAGAGAAUCCAGGCAUGUUCAGCUGGGAAAUCAGAGACAAAUUACUCAAGGACGCGGUCUGUGAUCGAAACACCGUGCCCUCAGUGAGUUCUAUCAGCCGCAUCCUGAGGAGUAAAUUUGGGAAAGGUGAAGAGGAGGAGGCCGACCUGGAGAGGAAGGAGACAGAGGAAAGCGAAAAGAAGGCCAAACACAGCAUAGACGGCAUCCUGAGCGAGCGAGCCUCCGCACCCCAAUCAGAUGAAGGCUCUGACAUCGACUCUGAACCAGAUUUACCACUAAAGAGGAAACAGCGCAGGAGCCGAACCACUUUCACAGCAGAACAGCUUGAAGAACUGGAACGUGCUUUUGAGAGAACUCACUACCCUGAUAUUUAUACCAGGGAGGAACUGGCACAGAGGGCAAAGCUUACUGAGGCCCGAGUACAGGUCUGGUUUAGCAACCGCCGUGCAAGAUGGAGGAAGCAAGCUGGGGCCAAUCAGCUGAUGGCUUUCAACCAUCUCAUUCCGGGGGGCUUCCCUCCCACUGCCAUGCCGACUCUGCCAACCUACCAGCUGUCAGAGACCUCUUACCAGCCCACAUCAAUUCCACAAGCUGUGUCGGAUCCCAGCAGCACCGUUCACAGACCUCAACCUCUUCCUCCGAGCACUGGACACCAAAGCUCUAUUCCUUCCAACCCAGACAGCAGCUCUGCCUACUGCCUCCCCAGCACCAGGCAUGGAUUUUCCAGCUAUACAGACAGCUUUGUGCCUCCGUCGGGGCCCUCCAAUCCCAUGAACCCCGCCAUUGGCAAUGGCCUUUCACCUCAGGUAAUGGGACUCCUGACCAACCAUGGUGGGGUACCUCAUCAGCCCCAGACCGAUUAUGCGCUCUCUCCUCUCACUGGGGGCCUCGAACCUACCACCACGGUGUCGGCCAGCUGCAGUCAGAGACUAGACCAUAUGAAGAGCUUGGAUAGUCUGCCAACAUCUCAGUCAUAUUGUCCACCUACCUAUAGCACCACGGGCUACAGUAUGGACCCUGUUACAGGCUACCAAUAUGGGCAGUACGGACAAAGUAAGCCUUGGACUUUCUAGGGGACAAUUAGUUUUGGAAAAAAGAUAAAUUCUACUCUUGCUUCAGAAAGGAGAGUAAAAAGCACGAUUAAGCCUUACAUCCCAGCAUUACUAUUGUGGCCAAGCCAGCUAAUUGUUCCAGCAAGGUCUCCCUUAUAUAAUUAUUUUCUUAACUGAUGUCAACAACAUCUUGCAGUCAUUAAUUGCUGAGACGUGAAAACUGAUUGCCUCUAAGUGAAACACAAGGGUUGGCCAAAAUGAAACAACCUCUAGCAUUAGAAACACAUGUUCUUAAUGAGGUCAGCUUUUAAGGAUUAUAUAGGGUAUAAUCCCAGUGACACAGAGUUGUGUCAAACUUGUUUUAGGAAUAAAAAUAUUAGUCUUCAUCCUUUGAUAGCAUGGUAUUAAAUAUGACAUCGUCAGCCUGUAGCUGAUGUUACUUCUGAUGGUGAAUUGUCUCAGCAUAACCUAAAAAGCUCCGUGUGUUUCCUUACAGGUGCCUUUCAUUAUCUCAAGCCAGAUAUCGCAUAAGUGAACUGUCCACUUGGAGCUAAAACUGGCCUCGUUUCCGGUCUCCACAGCCUAGAUAUGAAGAAUCUUCUCAGAAAUAAAAAGAAAAAAA
Molecule: messenger RNA, 2340 nt
Organism: Galeopterus variegatus (Sunda flying lemur)
Lineage: Eukaryota; Metazoa; Chordata; Mammalia; Dermoptera; Cynocephalidae
Gene: PAX3
Product: paired box 3
Exons: 8
Coding region: 300-1739 (479 amino acids)
Biological process (GO): regulation of transcription by RNA polymerase II; anatomical structure development
Molecular function (GO): RNA polymerase II cis-regulatory region sequence-specific DNA binding; DNA-binding transcription factor activity, RNA polymerase II-specific
Source: RefSeq, a predicted model, not a curated record